This is a messenger RNA of Candida tropicalis MYA-3404, 1161 nucleotides long. RefSeq names its product low-affinity Zn(2+) transporter (gene ZRT2). Bases 1 to 1161 code for a protein of 386 amino acids. The transcript has a single exon. The record is from RefSeq and is a predicted model, not a curated record. Gene Ontology annotation, molecular function: low-affinity zinc ion transmembrane transporter activity. Gene Ontology annotation, cellular component: plasma membrane. Gene Ontology annotation, biological process: zinc ion import across plasma membrane. Lineage: Eukaryota; Fungi; Ascomycota; Pichiomycetes; Serinales; Debaryomycetaceae.
AUGAUUAAUAGUGAACAAAUAGCUCAAGUGUUUGAAUACUUGAACAAAAGAGACGAAUGUCCUACUGAUAACGAAUAUGAUGGUCGAAUGGGUGCAAGAAUAUCAUCCAUUUUUGUCAUUAUGGUAACAAGUGCAAUUGGUACAUUAUUACCAUUAUUAUCCUCGAGAUAUUCCUUUAUCAGAUUACCACCAAUAGUGUUUUUUAUUUGUAAAUUCUUUGGUUCUGGUGUUAUUGUUGCAACUGCGUUUAUCCAUUUAUUAGAACCAGCAUCAGAUGCUCUUAGUGAUGAUUGUUUAACUGGUCCAAUCACUGAAUACCCUUGGGCUUUUGGUAUUUGUUUAAUGACUUUAUUCCUUUUAUUCUUUUUUGAAUUGGUUGCUUAUCAAAUGAUUGACAGAAAAAUUUCCAAAGAAUCAAACUUGGAAAAUGGUAAUGGUGCUCACACUCAUUCACACUUUGGUGAUGAAUCAAUGUAUACUAAGAAAGUCAAAGAUGAAAAAUUGAAAAAACUUGAAGAUGAUGAAGAUGAUGAAGCAGAUGAAAUCAGAUCUCAAGACAGCCACGCUGAAAACAAAUUAAAUCCAUACCCUUCACAUUUUGCCCAUGCUGCUGAACAUCAAGACCCCAGUGUUAUGGGAACCCCCGUUAAUGAUCAAUCCAAGGAACAAUACUAUGGACAAUUGUUGAAUGUGUUUGUUUUGGAAUUUGGUGUCAUGUUCCAUUCUGUCUUUAUUGGUCUUUCAUUGGCUGUUUCUGGUGAAGAAUUCAAGAGUUUAUAUAUUGUUCUUGUUUUCCAUCAAAUGUUUGAAGGUUUGGGUUUGGGUACAAGAAUUGCCACAACUGAUUGGUCCAGACAUAGAUUCACUCCAUGGAUUUUAGCAAUUGCUUAUACUUUAUGUACUCCAAUUGCUAUUGCUAUUGGUUUAGGUGUUAGAGAAUCAUAUCCUCCAGGUUCAAGAAGAUCCUUGAUUACUAAUGGUGUUUUUGAUUCUAUUUCUGCUGGUAUUUUGGUAUACACUGGUAUUGUCGAAUUAAUGGCUCAUGAAUUCUUAUAUUCUGGUGAAUUUAAAGGUCCUAAUGGUUUCAAGAGAAUGUUAUGGGCUUAUUUCGUUAUGUGCUGGGGUGCAGGUCUUAUGGCACUUUUGGGUAAAUGGGCUUAA